Olea europaea var. sylvestris is the source of this 922-nucleotide messenger RNA. RefSeq lists its product as uncharacterized. The record is from RefSeq and is a predicted model, not a curated record. NCBI's taxonomy places the organism in Eukaryota, Viridiplantae, Streptophyta, Magnoliopsida, Lamiales, Oleaceae. Bases 178 to 585 code for a protein of 135 amino acids. The transcript is spliced from 4 exons.
UACUAAACCCCUUCUCCACUCUCACUUGUGUACUUUUUCUUCUUCUAUACACACAGACCAACCUUCUUCCGAUCUACGCAAAGUACCAGUUUCUCUUGUUCCAUACGCCAUUUUCACUGAGAGAAAAAGUUAAGUCGAAGGGAAUUUAUUUAGUUUUUGUUAAUUAAUUAAAUAAAAAUGCCGAUCAAGAGUGAAACGACGCCGCCUCCGAGAAUCGGGAAGAUCGGGCCGUACACUGUAUUCGUGACACCUCCGCCCACACCCAAUCCGAGUGUGAAACCGGAUUCUCCCAAAAAAACCGUUGACGUUCCGGUUCAGGUCCAGACGCCGGUUAAAAAAGUUAUACAGCCUCCUCCUCCGGUUAUGGCUCCACCAGUGCAGUACUGCGAAGAUAAGUCUGUCUUUGCUUUCUUCUGGGACGCCGUGUCCAAGGUCCAAAGCGCUCAUGCGCGUUUGGAUGAGCACGUCGCUCAUUGGUUUGGCUUGAAUCAGUCCAAGUAUCAAUGGGCAUUGGAUGAUUACUGCGAAAGAAAUGGAAAGAACCAAACAGAGGCAAAAGCACAAAAUGGAAUGCGAAAUGUAUAACGCAAGCAGGGUAUCUUUCAAGCAAGGACACCUGUUUAAGCUCGAGUCGGUGGCAUCCACAGUUGGAGUAUGAAUAACGUGUGCUAAUGCAUGAAGGAAGCUCUUGUCAAAUGUACUAGUUUUGAUUUUUAUUUUAUUUUUUCUUUUUUUUGGUUGUUAUGAUACUACUGCGGCUGAUAUCAUGUUAUAUUUAAUGCUGUAGCCCUGUGUAGUUUUAUCUCAAGUCUGCAAAGAGCUUUUUGAUAACCCUUAUAUAGAAGUGCCUAAUUCUAUUUGGUACCUUUUUAUUUUGAUACUUGCAAGCAUCUGGGUGUUAUUGGAUGCUAUCUUUUCACCA